Messenger RNA from Arabis nemorensis, 1971 nucleotides. The record is from the annotation of a GenBank genome assembly. Lineage: Eukaryota; Viridiplantae; Streptophyta; Magnoliopsida; Brassicales; Brassicaceae.
AUGGGUGGGCUUUGCUCGAGGAGUUCCUCUGUAAAUAACGCUCCUGGUGGAACCUUUCCACAUGUUAAUGGUCAUCUCAAUAAUGGGUCUGAGGUGAAUUCCCAUUCCGGUGAACAAGGACCUAAAGAUGGUGAUCUUUCUCCGGUGAGGGAGAAUGUGGACAAUAAGCCAUCAUCAGAAUCGUUUUCGUUUCCCAAUCUGAACAAUGCCCCUGGUGGAUCUCAUCCUCAGAAUAUCGAGGACGGGAUUCCCCGGUUAUCGAGGAUUUUAUCUCAGAAAUCAAGAUCCACUAAGUCUAGGCAAGCUGCUGUGGCCAAGGUUUCAGAAGUAAGCUCUCUUUUGGGAAGAGCUGGCACUAUGGGACUUGGUAAAGCUGUGGACGUGUUGGACACACUCGGGAGUAGCAUGACGAAUCUGAACCUUAGUGGGGGAUUUUCUUCUGCGACGACAACAAAAGGGAAUAAGAUCUCAAUCUUGUCUUUUGAAGUCGCUAACACAAUCGUUAAAGGCGCCAAUCUUAUGCAUUCUCUUUCAAAAGAUAGCAUCACACAUUUAAAAGAGGCAGUGUUACCUUCAGAAGGUGUACAAAACCUAAUAUCGAAAGACAUGGAUGAACUGUUGAGAAUAGCUGCUGCAGAUAAAAGGGAAGAGUUGAAGAUUUUUUCUGGAGAAGUGGUGCGUUUUGGGAAUCGUUGCAAGGAUCCUCAAUACCACAACCUGGAUCGCUUCUUUGAUAGGUUGGGCUCUGAAUUUACACCCCAGAAACAUUUGAAACAGGAAGCAGAAACCAUAAUGCACCAGCUGAUGACGUUUGUUCAUUUUACAGCUGACUUGUAUCAUGAACUCCAUGCACUGGAUAGAUUUGAACAAGAUUACCAACGUAAGAUCCAGGAAGAAGAGAACCCAAGCACAGUACAACGAGGUGUGGGAGAUACCCUUGCUAUCUUGAGAACUGAAUUAAAGAGUCAGAAGAAGCAUGUAAGAAACUUAAAGAAAAAAUCUCUUUGGUCUAGGAUCUUGGAAGAGGUUAUGGAGAAACUCGUAGACGUUGUUCAUUUCUUGCAUUUAGAGAUUCAUGAAGCCUUUGGUGGUGCGGAUCCUGAUAAGCCUGCAAAUGACCUGCCAAUGAAUCAUAAAAAAUUGGGCUCUGCUGGUCUUGCCUUGCACUAUGCAAACAUCAUUACUCAAAUUGAUACUCUUGUGUCCCGGUCUAGCACUAUGCCUGCAAGCACAAGAGAUGCUUUAUACCAAGGUUUACCCCCAAGUAUAAAAUCUGCUUUACGCUCCAAAAUACAGGCCUUCCAGGUUAAGGAAGAGCUCACUGUACCUCAAAUAAAAGCCGAAAUGGAAAAAACGUUGCAGUGGCUUGUUCCUGUUGCUACAAACACAACCAAGGCGCAUCACGGGUUUGGAUGGGUUGGAGAAUGGGCAAGUUCCGGGUCAGAUUCGAACCAGAGACCUGCAGGUCAGACCAUACUAAGGAUAGAUACACUUCACCAUGCAGAUAAAGAAAAAACUGAGGGUUACAUAUUAGACCUGGUGGUAUGGCUUCAUCAUCUCGUUACCCAAGUCAGGGCCACUACCGGUUUUGGCCUAAGAUCUCCGGUUAAGUCUCCAAUCAGAUCACCUAACCAGAAAACGAUCCAACUCUCCAGUGGUUCACACAACCAAAGUCUGGGAUCUCCAUUGCUGACUAUGGAGGAUCAAGAGAUGCUUAGAGACGUGAGCAAGAGGAGAAAAACGCCAGGAAUAAGCAAGAGCCAAGAGUUUGCCACGGUGCGGCUUUGUAAGCACCACAGGCUGAGCAAAAGCAGUAGCCACUCGCCGAUGAUGGGCGAGAUGAUGAAGAGUAGUAAGAAGGAAACUUUCUCAAACAGAAGUCCUUUUUCUGUUCCCAUCAUCGAUUUUGACAUUGAUCGCAUGAAAGCCCUCGAUGUGAUUGAUCGUGUGGACACCAUCCGGAGCUUGUAA